UGUGCCUUCUAACGGUUCGCGGACAGUUUGGACGGUUUCGCACGCACGACACGCACGACUGCUAUGAUUGCACCAAAGUGACCAAAGCACCAAACACACAUUCCCCUCAACUUUUCCUACUACGAGCCCAGUGCGAGCCCGAUCACCUCCAUACUGCGGCAAAGCGCUGACAUGUGCGCGCAGCGAUGUACCGCCGACGCGACUAUCGCCAGGAGAUCUGCCCGUGCUUUGGUUGCAGUCUCAGAGUUUCGAGCGGCGAACUCGACGACCACCUGAAGAGCCACCCCGAUGCCAGCAGUUACUUCUGCAGGCUGUGCUUCUUGGUGUUCCAGAGUCAAGCCACCUACUUGCAUCACGUGUCCGGCGGACAGUGCAACCGCGGCAAACACGGAUACGCUGCGUGCGGUGUGGCCGGUUGCGCGUUCAGAGGCACCUUCUCUUCGCUGGAGUCGCAUUACAUCCACACUCACGGGGCACCCAGCGAUAACCUUCCCUCGGUCGAGUUGACCUGCAGGGCCUGUUCAUCCAAGUUCUAUGUGCUCAUCGACUUCUUGAUUCACCUCGCGAACGACUGCCAUGCCAGGACUCGGAGGGCGACAAAGGCAGACGCUGCCAACUCUCUAACUCGGUCAAUGAUGGAACCGCAGGGCAGCGGGCGUCGACAAGAUCCCUCUGCUCCAGAGAACGAAGCCAACGGUUGUGUUCAGCGGAUUGUGAAUGAACUCACCGAUUCCACGGUUGGGUUGUCCGUUGGACUCGAAGAAAUAAGGCUUCACUCUGUUCAGAGCUUGGAGCUUGCAGGGAGUACCAGCAACAAACUAAUGGACGCAACGCCGAGCCAACCUGUCUGUGCGACAGCUGUACAGUCUGGAGCCAGUGCAGCUAACAGAGUGAGGCCGGAUCCAGAUACCGCAAGUGCUGUACCCCCCAAACCUCAGGAUGACCGGUCAACAUUGCCAAAGAGGAAGUCGAAAAAGGUGAAAGUGCAGAAGACAACGACCAUGCUGCCUGUAGGGCAGUUGGAAAUUCUGCUGCAAAAGACUCGCUUAACGAAAGCCAGAAAAUGAAAAGCAGCAUGGGAAGCCUCAACACCGAGGUUGUUGAGGCUUCCCAUGCUGCACACGAAGGGACCAGGACGCACAGGCAUGCUCAUCCAAGAAAUGACGCAAGCAGGUAUACUUGCAGUUCCUGCAAGCAACCAUUCACUAAUUCACGGGACAUGCAUCUCCAUGCUUUCAAGGCCCAUGGCAUCUACAGCUGUGGCUAUUGCUACUGGACGACCAUAGAUGGCCUGGAGCGUCUGCGUCUGCAUCACUUUGAGGAGCACAAAGGUCUUCACUUCGUGAGACCAGUUAACUGCCGCUCUCCCAGCCAACAUACUUUAGAGUCCCCUGUGGUAGUUGCUGGAACGGUUCCAGUAGAAGCCACAUCUAGAAGUGAGAGCAGGACUGUUGCCACGCCUGAAGUUGAAAAAACAUUGAUUGAAAAUCAAAACUUUAUUCUGAAUGCGGCUUCAAAUGAACUCCACCCUGCAAAAGCGCAGAUUUUCAAAUGCCAUAUUUGCGAGGCAGUGGUUGGGGAUUCGUCGGGCCACCUUUGCCAGGAACACAGUGUGCAUGCAAGUCCAGAUUCCAGUUACUGCGGGUCAGUACAGCCAAGUUUACGGCUGCAUCAGGGUGUGGUGCGCAGCAAGACCUCCAGUGGUGGCCAGAUAAUGGAGAAAUCAGAACCAGGUUUUUCAAAGUCAGUGGAGGAGCUGCUCCCCAAGAUGCCGGUCAUGAUGGAGGAACCGAUGACCACGAGGACACCAACUUUUUGCAGCAGCAGUUCCAUUGCGGACCUGCAGCAAACUGAGCUAGCGAUUUCCAAUGAUUCUGACACAAGAGGCUUAGACAAUCAAAGCGUUAUUGCAGCAGAUGAAAAUUCUGGUGACUCAUGCUCUGUCGUGGGUGAUGAAAUAAACUGUAGUCAUGAGCAGUCACUCAUGGUCAAGUCUGAAUUGAUGACCUCGGUUGUCAGCCACAAUGAUAAGAACCAGGAGCCCUCUAAUGCUUCAAGAUCCAUUUCGGACAUGGGUUCGAGCAACAGUUCUGGAGUAGCAGUUGGGCUCAAGGGAGGUGAAAUAAAGAAAGUGUGCAAUUCCUUCCUUUGUAAUAAAUGCAACCAGCACUUUACCACACGGGUAAAUCUGGUGUGCCACAUGGUGAGGGUUCAUGAGCAGCGUAGCUUCUGCGUCUACUGCAACUACAGUGCGGCGACGACAGUUCUGAUGGAGCUCCACCAAAGAUGCAGGCAUCGCAGACAUUCACUGAGGUAUUUGUCUCUCCAGGGGGGCAAUCUUGGAUUUGUGGUGUGUGCUUCAACGAAGAGCCACAAGAAGCAGGUUGCCAAGGGGACUUCCUCAUCUUUCGACUUGUCUGAGCAGGAUUUGCAUCUGAGUAAAUCUCUUCUGAAAAUAACGGACAGGUGUUUAUCUACCAAGGGGCGUCGGACAGCCCUUCACAAUGAUCCUACGGGCCACAGUUUUUCCAGAAAGAAAUAUUUCAAUUCAAAGAAGCAUAAGUUCACCAAAUUGUGCAGCAGCAAGCGCAUUAUCAAACAAGGAAAAACCAGAAGAGUCUUCACAUUGAGUUCGUCAGAUGAGAUGGAUACCGUCGUCAAGAGUUUGUCGGAUGAGACUAAUGCCCUCCCCACUUCAGUAGAGAAGAAUGAAGAGGCCCCGGUGGCCAUCAGGACGUACAGCGGCUACCGCGUCCCCAAGUCGGCAGCAGCUCUUGCUCAACUUGCUCAUGUAGGGCACCGCUUUCAUUGUUGCAUGUUUUCAUGUUCCUUCAGCACCGAUUCUCAAUCGGAGUUCAGUGACCACCUGGACGGUCACACCGAGUCCGGGCAUCAGCUCAUGUGCAUUUACUGUGGCGAAACGGUGCAGUCAUCCAGCGAUCUGCUGAGUCAUCUUAACGCUAGGCACUGGACCCUCCAGCAUCAGUGCGCUAUAUGCCUCUAUCGGGGAUCCUGCAAGCUCUACGUGCAGUGCCACUUCGAGCAUGCGCAUCAACAGGCACUCUUUACAAGUCUCAUAGUGCUUCCCCAUCCCCAAGAUGACCGAUUUCCAAGGUCUUCCCCAUUGCUCACAGAAGUAACCCUUCGUCCAUACCGUUGUAGCUUUCCCAGCUGUGAUUUCUUUAUCGGAGGCACGGCAGCAUUCACUGAACACCUGAGACAGUACCACCGCGGAGCAACCUGCUUCGCUUGUUCCGAGUGUAAUCAGACGUGGGGCUCUAUUGCGCAGCUCAUGGAGCAUUUGACGGAGCAUGGAUUCGCUGCCGUCCAGUGUGGCUACUGUCCGGCCACGGCGACCACCAUGAGUGGCAUCCUGCUGCACCUGUGCUACUGCCACGCAGAGGUGGACCCUAAGUUCCUCAUCAGAGACAAUGACCUCGAAGAAAACUUCCACAGUGGGACAAGCAAGUGGACCAUCUCCCGGGAUGCAAUGCUGGAAAAUUCUAGAUGCGUGAAGUUCCAGCAGCGCUGCUAUUGCUGUUCACACAUGCUGACGGGCUUCAGAGCGCUGAAAGCCCACAUCACAAUUGAGCACCGGCUCUCUCCGGUGCCUGAAGAGCUCGCCGACCGCUUGUUCACGUCGUACGAUUACACAGUGGCCGUCCAGAAAGGACGCUGCCCAUUCUGUUCCUUUGUGGCAGAAGAUUCAGUGGCCCUGCAGGAGCAUGUUCUGUACCAGGAGCUGCAGUGCAUCGAUGUUCGUCACCAGUCGAAGGACAUCUGGCGCGGAGACGAAGACGACAGUCGGUUGCUAGCCUGGGCCGAAGCCAACCUGCGCUUCCGGCGGCGUCACUACGUCUGCCCCGAGUGCCCAGAAACAUUUGACACCACGUCCAACUUGGGCCUCCACGUGCAUCGCCAUUACGUCUAUUACCCGGUUGCCUGCAAACUUUGUGGCACGACACUAAGGGGCCUGGUUUCCCGGGACAGACAUAUGUCGCAGGAGCAUGGUCUGAAGGAUAGCAAAAGUGAACAUUGCGGGUUGAUGCCUGAGGACGUCUCGGCCAAGGUUCAGGAGGUCAUCAGCAGACAGAAGGCAGGCCUGGAGGAGCACGGCUGCGAGCAGUGCGGCUUCAAGUCGAGGAGCAGCAGCUACAUCGAGAAGCAUCGUCUCCGUUGCAGUAUCAUUGCCGGAAAUGCGUCGGAAUUGCCAUUACCUUUCAAGUGCUGUGUCUGCAGGGCAGCAUUCAGCCUUCUGUGCCCAUUGCUUGAGCAUGGGUUCUGGCAGCAUGGAUUCUCCUACUUUUGUGCCGACUGUUACUUUGGGGCAGAUGACGAAGGCGCUCUCCGGAAGGGCGGACAUCCUUGCAGAGGUCGUGACGCAUUCCUCGUGGAGAAUAAGCAGCAAGGCUCAAGGCUAACUGCUAGAUCUGCACUGUACAUUAGCCAACUUACGGUUGUCAAGGACUGGGAAGUCUACUACAAGAGCAGAGACUUUGAGUAUGAGGGCUUGGAUCGUCUGUUUGUGCAGCUCUAUGAGCAGAAAGUCAUGGUGGUGGACCUUCUGGGAGUGGUAAACUUUGAGGGAUAUGUGAGGCUUUGCGACGUCGAGGUGUGAUCUACUUGCCGGCAUCUUCGAGCUGGGUUGGCAUCCCUCACCUUUUUAGCACUCCACUUUCCUCACUUCAGCAGGUUCUAUUGCCGAGUGCUCUCUUUUGAGUUUGUUGUGUGACCCUAGCUGAGAGAGCUAGUGACUGUGCGGUUGCCAACUGGCACAUCUUCGAAAAGCUCUCCUUUUUGCUCGUAACUGAUGUAUGUUUCUUGUCGGCCUCUCUUUUUUUGUUAAGUCAGAAAGUCUGAAAUCUGUUUCUUUAGCAUCGCCUUGGUCUAUUGCGGUUGUGCCCAAGUGGCAGAACUGUUUAGGCCCAACUGAGGAGUGUCGCUCUGUGCCUUGGUGAACACACCAGCCUUUGCUGGUCUGUGUUAAUAGGCUCACAGAAUUCAAAAGAUUGGUAAGCUGAUCUUGGUUCAAAGUGAUUCGAUGCACAAUUACAGCAGCCUUGAUUUCUUGAACUGUGCCCUAAUUCGGGACCUAGAGGAGGAUCCCGUGCUCUCAAAAGGUUUUUUAGUGAAGUGGGGGAGCUUUUAUGUAAUGUCCGAAAGGUCUCGUAAAACUUAUCUGCUUAUUUCAACCACUUGAAUCAGGGUACCUUUUUGUACUUAUCCCAAAUGAAAGCAUUCACAAGCUUCAAACUUGCUUUCUUGUGGCCCUGUUACGUUGAGAACACGUGGCGUCAGCAUUAACUAUGUUGCCUCUGUGUGAUGGCUCUCGGCAACCGGCACGGGCAACAAAUUGUGUCGGACAAUACGUGUAGCCUGGUUCGGUGGCCGAGCGAAUUUUGUGUCGCCAGCAUAGCUUUCAUGUUGCGAGCCCACUCAGAAACAUGCUUUUACUGACAUGAUACUGGGGAGUGCUAUUUAGUGAUAAUUGCCGACUGAUAUGCAACCAAGUCAAUUUGAUGACUGCUUUUGUUGCAUAAUUAUGGGAAGCAACUGCGUGAAACUGCCAUGUUGCUCAUCCUGCUGAAUUUCACCAAAAUGUGGAGUUUGCGUCACUUGUGUGCCAAAAGGCGAUUUGUUUUUCUUUAAAUGCUGCAAACCGUGCCUCUCAACACUGCCAGGUUACUACAGAGGACUUGUGUGAAUUUAGAAUUCUUAUUAUCAGGUUGAAUAAUGUGCUAUUAAAUUUUGCCUUUGUGUCGAACAGUGACAGUGCCAUGACGUUUUGCCAUAUUUCUUGUUGUUGGAGGCUCGUUUGAGUGGGUUAGUUUCUUUUCAAUUGGUGCUUCUUGUCAGUCACUUUUGCACCGCAGAAAACAGUGUGGUCACUGUCGUUCUGAAAGUCUCGCUUUGCUGCAUUUUUUUGGGAGAAAGCACUCCAGUACCUAGAAAAUAUUUAACUGAAUGUUGAUGUGACAAACUGUUACGUGUUCAUUUUAAUUCUUAUGUCCGAUCCAAGUUCUAAGCAAGGCUAUUGUAUCGCGCAGGAGGAUGUAUGAAUCCCCUUGGCUAGAUAUACUUGAACAUUAUUAUUAUUAUUAUUCAAAAUACCUGGCGGGUCCAUUUCUGGACAUUAGACAAGGGGUGGAUUUAGUCAAAGUAAAAGCACACACGUGAAACUAAGGAUCUCACAUUCUCUCAGCCAUAAACAAUUUUGGCAGGAACGCAACGAAAGGUCUACAUUUUUAUACUCUUUUGGAAAGAGCGCCACCUGCAACGCAAACUCGUGUAUUGUACAAAAAUGUUAAACACUAUUCAGGUAUGAAUAGUUUAACAUCGCUUAAUCUCCCCAAGGGGAGAUUAAUCGAUGGAGCCAGACCUGCCUGCACAGAACUUGUUGCAACAUAAAAGAAGUCCUCUCCACCCUCACAAGUUUUCUACUGUCUAUGACUAGCGGUCUCAUCCUCCCCACUCGCAUCCAGCGUUCGCUCUGCUGAAGUAGAAAGAGUGAGGAGCUUUGUCGGAAGGACUUAUCCUGCUAUUUUUGCAAGUGACCUCCCAGCCGCCUUUUUUCCUAAAUUUUUCCCCUAUAGAUGGGGUUGUGUAGUGGGUUCAUAUAAAUUCUGGGACAACUUGCACCAGAACGGUGGUUUUUCAGUUUAUCGCAAAAUCUCAACAGUAUAUUUUUUAGAACAAAUGUAACGAGAUACCUAAGUCGCAAAGGCGAUACAAUCGAAACAUCGCAAAUAUAAAUUUCACUUCUGAGAUUAAUACAGUUUUUAAAAUGUUCUCAAUAGAUGCUGUUGCGAUACUGCCCAGCCCUGCUAGCUUCAUCUGUGAAUUACUUGUGUUUCAUGUGGUUCAUGCAAGAAUUACUUGUUUUUCAUGUGGUUCAUGCAAGAAUUACUUGUUUUUCAUGUGAGAGUUACCUGUGGUUUAUGUGUCAAUGACUUGUGUUUCAUGUAUAUACUACUUUUGUGUGUGAAUUACUUUUGUUUUAUGUGUGAAUUACUUGUGUUUCGUGUAUGAAUUACUUGUGUUUCAUAUGAGUUACCUGUGGUUCAUGUGUGAAUUGUUUCAUGUAUAAAUUGCCUUUGUUUAUGUUUGAA
Ixodes scapularis (black-legged tick) is the source of this 7109-nucleotide messenger RNA. Its product is annotated as zinc finger protein 729. The coding region runs from base 1064 to 4618 and encodes 1184 amino acids. Lineage: Eukaryota; Metazoa; Arthropoda; Arachnida; Ixodida; Ixodidae. The transcript has 2 exons. The record is from RefSeq and is a predicted model, not a curated record.